Molecule: messenger RNA, 225 nt
Organism: Notodromas monacha
Lineage: Eukaryota; Metazoa; Arthropoda; Ostracoda; Podocopida; Cyprididae
Source: the annotation of a GenBank genome assembly
AUGCAUUUGCCAGUGGCAGCCCGAGAUCCGAGCGCAUUGUCCGACUACGCCGAUAUUGCUGUGCGGUUGCGGGAGCGACUUGAGGAACGAUAUAGAGACGAUAUCGAACCUGGCCCGGGAACAAAAGAUUCCCGUCACCUCGGAACAGACUUCGAUUUUGUUCUAAUCGAUGGAACUUUCGUGUACGGUACGAUGAAAACCGCCAGAUUAUCCGUGGACCGAUGA